Desarmillaria tabescens is the source of this 483-nucleotide messenger RNA. RefSeq lists its product as uncharacterized. NCBI's taxonomy places the organism in Eukaryota, Fungi, Basidiomycota, Agaricomycetes, Agaricales, Physalacriaceae. The record is from RefSeq and is a predicted model, not a curated record. The coding region runs from base 98 to 355 and encodes 85 amino acids. The transcript is spliced from 3 exons.
AGCGAUUGCUCAUCAGAGGGACUCCGGCCACCUCUAGCUCAGCACCGCAAUCUUCACGCCUCUUGGUCGUUGAUUUGAUUCCCUCAAGUGCUCAACCAUGGAAGCAGAUGAAAGUCUAGCAGCUUUGAUGCCUCUGAUCUACGUCCUUGUCUUCUUAAUUACCGCAUCCAUCUUCUGGUGCUUCCUGUCGUCCUGUAUGGGCCUGUCUCUCCGUCAAUUUGGCGCCAAUCUCUGGGAGUACUGCGUUUUGAGCUCAAGGACUGCAGCGGGUGGACCACAGAGCAUGAGGCGACGCAAUCACGCCUUUGGUGAAGAAGAGCUCUGGGAGAUGGAGUACAGGGGGCGGGGUGGAUGAUUUUGGACAUUAUCGUGUUCAAAAACCCGUCAAAGAGGGAUAUAUUAUUUGACCAGGAUCUGCGUGCAUUCUCCGAUUGGUUCUGUUUGGUCCCUGGGGUAUAAAUACGAUUCAUCGCUUCUCUUUGC